ACAACGGAAUCAAAAUAAUCCUUAACUAACUUAUUACUAUCUUAAAUAAUAACAAAUAAUUACAAAAUCAUACAUGAAAUAAGAAAAAAUCUAUAAUCAACAGUCUGAUGGCUCCUUUCCCCUCGCAAAGGUCAAAUCGCAUCCCAGCCGACAAAACAUUGUGCUGGCGAAGAGGCCAACAGAUGGGCUUAUUAUUGCCAUAGUUGGUCCGUUGGAGCUCAACCACAAAGGGUGCAUGGGUCCUUAGGCUCCUUGCAGGCGGUCUCAAGCCAAUCCUACUAAGCAAGUCAGGGCAAUCUAUGUUACCCACUACGAGGUUAUAGAUAUAUAUGUGAGCAGAAAUGGUCCUUCGAUACUCGAGGGAGGAGAGAUGCACGAGGCGAAAUCUGCGCACUUUCUGGAUAAGAUCCCAGGCUUUUCGGCUCUGGCGUUCGGCUACCGCCGCAUCAUCAUGAGCCAGCCAUGACACCGAAUCAAACGAUGGGCUACAGCUUCAAAACGCAGGACUUAUGUACCCUUCGCUUUGCCAUUAACCGAGUCGUUUCCGACUUCCCACUGCCAAAAGUCGUCCUAUUCAAGCAUUACCGAGGCUGGUUCGAGACAGACCGAGUCCAAUCCCAGCCAGACAGAAUCGUAUCCCAGCAGGGCAGAAGCGCACCCCUUGCAAGAUCCGAACCCAACAAGCCAUCGUCAUCCUUCGACCUGGCCAUCGACAACAAGGACUUUCCCUAUGGCAACCAAGGGAGGGGCUACGCGGGCUACUAGACUCUAGAUAGAUCUCGUUUUUCUUAAGUUUAAGGAUAUACGCGUACAUAUAUUUAAAUAGUAGAUACAUAUCUUUUCCACUUGU
Messenger RNA from Drosophila miranda, 850 nucleotides. RefSeq lists its product as uncharacterized. Bases 463 to 765 code for a protein of 100 amino acids. The transcript has 2 exons. The record is from RefSeq and is a predicted model, not a curated record. Lineage: Eukaryota; Metazoa; Arthropoda; Insecta; Diptera; Drosophilidae.